AUGGCUUCCAGCAGUGCCGGUAAGUCAACAAACCUUUAUAAUGGCGUGCCCACCACACGCACCUCUCCUCUCUGGGCCGACCCCUUAUGUGGGGAGCUCCAAAUUUUAUUGCUCAAAGCAACUGGCAAGAAUACUCUACCAUCAAACCCUUUCGUUGUUUCCAAAACCAUCCAAGCUGUUACGGAUCGCGAUUUCAAGGACGCGAGACCACAGCGCGAUGAGAACAAUAAUUUGCAAUACGUGAUCCAUAUUCGUAACAAGGAAUAUGUAGAUGCGCUCCUGGGUAUUAAGUCAUUAAUUGACAAAACCCCUGUGGAGAUAACUUAUCACCCUACCUUGAACCAGCGCAAAUGCGUGGUAUCCUGUAGGGAUGUGAUUGAUAUGGCAGAAGCUGUACUUUUAAAAGAGCUUGCUGACCAAAGAGUUAUUGCGAUCAAAAGAAUUUCCCGUAUGGACCCAACUAAGAAGGAAUUAAUUCCAACUCCAACCCUGAUUUUGACCAUCAGAGGUACUGUAAUCCCGGAAUAUAUUAACUUUGGCUUUAUCCGCGCCCCCACGCGAAAUUUUUAUCCGAAUCCUAUGCAGUGCUUCGGCUGCUACAAAUUCGGACAUACUUCAAAAAAAUGUAGAACCAAGAUCCAAUUAUGCCGAAACUGUGGACAACCACACCCAGAACUAGGCAAUGAAGAAACAGCCAAGAACUUCAUUUGCAACGCUCCUGCCUUCUGUGUAAAUUGCAGUGGCAACCACCCUUCUACGAAUAGAAAAUGCCCCGCAUGGGUUGCAGAGAACAAUAUUACCAAAGUGAGGGUAGACCAAGGAAUAUCGUACAAGGAAGCCAAACAAAGCUACCAGACCAAAGUAAAUGGAUCCUCGUUCGCAAGCAAAGUCCAAGAGAGACUUAACUUUAUCAAAAGCACGGGAUGCAAUCGCUGUAAGUGCAACUGCACGCAGCCCAACCCUACCCCAAUCAUCCAAACGGUUUCCACACCGAUAGUUAACCAGCCAGACACUGAAUAUACCAUCUCCACUUCCGAUUCCAGAAACUGA
This is a messenger RNA of Toxorhynchites rutilus septentrionalis, 1050 nucleotides long. RefSeq lists its product as uncharacterized. The coding region runs from base 1 to 1050 and encodes 349 amino acids. The record is from RefSeq and is a predicted model, not a curated record. Gene Ontology annotation, molecular function: nucleic acid binding; zinc ion binding. The transcript has a single exon. NCBI's taxonomy places the organism in Eukaryota, Metazoa, Arthropoda, Insecta, Diptera, Culicidae.